AUGGUGGUUCCGGCAAUAACCGACGUUACAUUGACGGCGCUUUGUCCUGGAAAAGAUAAAUGCUCAUUGGCCAUAUAUCUCACCGGAGCUCAACAAGCGAUAAUUGGACUGGGGUCACUGGUGAUGAUGCCAUUGAUCGGCAAUCUUUCCGACACAUAUGGGAGAAAAUUUGUGAUUACAGUGAUAUUGGCCUGCAGCAGGACAACGUAUUUUUUCUACACUUACUAUGUACUCAAAACUGUCAUUUCCAUGGUUACUGAAGGAAGUGUACAGUUUCUUGCUCUUGCAUAUGUGGCUGAUAAUGUUCCUGAAAGCAGAAGGGUUUCAGUAUUUGGAAUAAUGUCUGGCAUUGCAUCUGCUUCUUUCGUCUUUGGGAAUUUCUCUACCCGUUUCCUCUCCACUUCUGCUACUUUUCAAGUUGCUGCAUCGAUGGCAGUGAUAUCACUGGUGUAUAUGAGAGUGUUCCUUCCCGAGUCGAUUAUGAACAACAGAAUUUGUGCAAAGAAUACAGAGACUACUUGUCUUUUGGAAAAAGCUACCACAAAAAAGUGGCAGCUAUUCAAGAAUCUGCCUUCAGUGGAUGAUACCAUUUGCUUGCUAAGGACUAGCUCCACAUUUUCAAAAGCAGCUGCUGUUGCAUUCUUCAUCACUGUUGCAGAUGUUGGUGUUGGUGCUUCUUUAAAUUACUACUUGAAGGCUCAGUUUCACUUCAACAAAGAUGAAUUCGCUGAUCUAAUGAUAAUUGCUGGGAUAGCAGGGUCAAUUUCACAGCUGAUUCUCAUGCCCAUAUUAACUCCUCUAUUGGGAGAAGAGAAGAUGCUUUCAAUAGGGCUCUUUUUUAGCUGUGCUAAUAUGGUUCUUUACAGCACGGCAUGGGCACCCUGGGUUACUUAUGCUGCUGCCAUGAUCUCUGUUGUGGCUACUUUCGCAAUGCCAUGUUUAAGGAGCAUUGCUUCCAAACAAGUUGGACCCAAUGAACAGGGAAAGGCUCAAGGGUGCAUUACAGGCAUCUGUUCCUUUGCUAACAUUGUGUCUCCACUUGCUUUCAGCCCUUUAACAGCUUUGUUUCUGUCAGAUAGUGCACCAUUUCAUUUUCCAGGAUUCAGUAUUAUGUGCUCUGGCUUUGCUGCGAUGGUAGCAUUCGUUCAAAGCACCAUGAUAAGAGCAGAUCCUACUCCUACAAGUUGCAGCAUUGACAAUUCCAACUCUGAGGAGCCUUAG
Fraxinus pennsylvanica is the source of this 1221-nucleotide messenger RNA. The record is from the annotation of a GenBank genome assembly. Lineage: Eukaryota; Viridiplantae; Streptophyta; Magnoliopsida; Lamiales; Oleaceae.